CGGCAGUAGGCGCACCAGUUGUGAUGAGCCGUCUUUCCGGCAAAGAACAUCUCAGUGUGUUUGUGCAUUCGGCCUAUUUCCUAGGCUGUAUUUUGGUUCACUGAAACGAUACCAAUUCCACUUUCUGAGAAUUAACACUCCCCUAUUUCGGCAAGAUGUCGAUCAUUAUAGAUGAGGAGGAGUUCAAGGAGAAACUCAUCAGAAACAUGAAGAAAGAGGUUAAACAGAUCAUGGAAGAAGCAGUGACGCGGAAAUUCGUCCAUGAAGAGAGCAGCAGCAUCACCUCCCUGUGCGCUGCCGUGGAAGCUUGUCUGUCCCACGGGCUGAAGCGCCGGACACUGGGUUUAUUCAAGACUUCCUCCACAACAGCGCUCAUCCACAAACUCGGCAAAUCCUUCGAGCCUGCAGCCAACGUCUCCAAAAUGGUCCAGGACCUCGAGGCCACUGACUUGGGAAGACGCAGCAGUGGCAGCGGAGACUCGGCCUCACGCCUCGGCAAACCGCCUUUGGUCAAGAAGAACUCUGGCUCCAUGUGCGGGGGGUCAGGGGGCGGCGGAACAUGCCCCAAAUACCUCUGGAUUCGGGUGGCUCUCUUCGAGAAGGUGCUGGCCAAAAUCAUCGACUACCUCGUACAGAAUAGCAACAAAUAUUACGAAAAAGAUUCCUUGGUUGCUGAUCCCGACUACGGAACCAUCUUAAGUUCACUCUUAGUGGGACCAUGCGCCCUCGACUACAGCAGGAUGAAGACAGUUGACCACCUGUGGACCGACCCUCCUGCAGACGAGCUCGUCCAGAGACACAGAAUCUCCUCGGGUCACUUCUCAGGUCCCGCCACACCCCCGGCCCAUCGUCGGCCCGGACUGCACGAUGCAACUCAAGGAGGGAAGUCCAAAUUCCGAAAGCCGGUGAGCGGAAGCAGCGAAGAGCUGGUGGGUUCACAGCGUUGUAUUCCCGCCAACGCGCGAGACUACGUGGAGAGCCUGCACCAGAACAACAAAGCCACACUCCUCUACGGCAAAAAUAACGUGCAAGUCCAGCCGAAGGAGCAAAUGGAGGCAAUGCCUGGCUACAUGUCUUUACACCAAACAACGGAGGGGCUCGUCAUCAAGUGGACACCUAAUCACCUAAUGAACGGGUGUUGUCCCGACACAACAGAGGACAAAAGACCUUUCUAUAUGGAUUUAUGCUUUCAAAAAAGCGUGUACUGGGAGUACGCCCUAAACGUGAGAGUGGAGGAAAUUGUCUACGUCCAUUGCCACCAGCAGGGUGAUUCUGGAGGCACUAUAGUAUUGGUCGGACAAGAUGGCACCCAACACCCGCCCAUCCAUUUCCCCCGUGGAGGUCAUCUCUUGGCAUUCCUGUCAUGCCUUGAGAAUGGUCUUCUUCCCCACGGCCAUUUGGACCCGCCGUUAUGGUCGCAGAGAGGGAAAGGUAAAGUUUUCCCAAAACUACGGAGGAGAGCUCGAGCAUUAGCCAACAGACAUCAACAGGGGUCAGAUAAUAUGGAUGAAGACGAAGCCACAGAUUAUGUCUUCAGGAUCAUCACGGCCCUCAAACCUGAUCGCUUCUCUCAUCUGGACCUGAUGUCACCCUUGUUGCGAAGUGGCUCUGGUUGGCUUAACAGAGUGCCUAAGCUCUCCUCCCACUCAUCCUCCACCUCCUCUUCGAAAUCCUUGAGUCUGGGAGAUUCUAUGAGCGAAGUGCUGCCUCCUCCACCCACGCCCAAUCCAAGCAUAGAUAUCCCUCACCAGUCAGUGGACCAGCUCAGUGAUGCUGGAUCAGGAGUGAGCUCCCAAGAGAAAAACAGCGACUCCUUGGAACUUCUGUGUGCCACAAUGAAGCAUCAAAUCAUAUCCAGGGCAUUUUAUGGUUGGCUGGCUCACUGUCGUCACCUCAGAACCGUCCGGACCCAUUUAGCUGGCUUAGUCCUGCCUUCGGCCUCCACUCCUCCUCACACGCCGGCGUGGGAGGAAGGGGUGACAGAAGAGGUGUGGGAAGCCCUGCACACCGACAGUCGCCUCUCGAAGCAGGAGGAGCUGCUGGCUAGAGUCUACCUGGGAGGUGUUGCGCCUCAGAUUAGAAAGGAGGUGUGGCCAUAUUUACUGGGUCAUUACAACUUUGGCUUCUCAGCUGAAGAAAGGGAAGAGCACGACAAAAAGGUUCGACAGACUUAUGAAACGACGAUGUCGGAAUGGCUGGCGGUGGAGGCCAUCGUGCGGCAGCGAGACAAAGAAAUCAUGGCCCUGAACAUGGCGAAGCUUUCCUCAGAGUCGCAAAAUGGCGAAAUUCCAUUGGUUGGGCGCGACAGAUCACUGAGCAACGAGAUGGAUAACUCGACCUCCUUGUCACAGGUCUUCGAACCAGACACCCUAAGCAUCGGAUCCAUUGACAAUCCAGGAACCGUCCAGGAAGAGGACGAAGAACCAGACUUGGACGAAUUGGACCACGUCGAAAAUAAUGCCGCCGAUAAUAAUUACAUAUCAAACCAUUUAGAAGAAGAGCAAAAUGACGAGCUGAACGGAAGAGAGACCAGCCUGAAGGAGUCCACCAGACAGGAGAGCAAGGAAGGCGACUCGGCCGAGGUUGCCAGCCCUACUUGUGUAGUGACGCCAGAUGAAGGAGUUGAAGAAGGGAAUGACGAGGAUGCUGACCUCGAAGAUGCUGCCAAUGGAGAGACAGCCUCCUGUGUUAGUGCCUCGUUCACCGUGGAGACUUGUAACCCUUCCACCACAACCCCAGUUAUAGUUAGCAAAACCUCACUAGACAGUGGCAGCCACUCUGACGUAGUGAACGGUACCGAGGAUGAACUCGCCGCAGACGAUGAAGUCAAAGGCAUAACAAACAACAGCAGUAGCCAAGAAGUCAAGGAGAACGGGGAGGCGGAAAAUGGCAUCAACCAUGACGAUAAAAACAUGGAUACACUCGCAGUGGAGGAGAAUCAAGAUGGUCACAGUCUGGAAUCUCGGUCCUCCUGUAUCUCUCCAGCAUCAUCUCAAGGCGGCGUUUACUCGAUGGAAUUACUUGAGACCUUUGGGCUUAAUCUCCACCGGAUUGACAAGGAUGUCCAGAGAUGCGAUCGCAACUACUGGUACUUCACACAAGACAAUCUUGAAAAACUACGAAAUGUGAUGUGCACAUAUGUUUGGGAACAUUUGGACACUGGCUAUAUGCAAGGAAUGUGUGAUUUAGUAGCCCCUCUGUUAGUUAUAUUUGAUGAUGAAGCAGCAACAUAUUCUUGUUUUUGUCAUCUAAUGGGGCGAAUGUCUCAUAAUUUUCCUAAUGGUGGAGCAAUGGACCAACAUUUUGCAAAUAUGAGGUCCCUAAUUCAGAUACUGGAUUCCGAAAUGUUUGAACUGAUGCAUCAGAAUGGAGAUUAUACACACUUCUACUUUUGCUAUCGUUGGUUCCUUCUGGACUUCAAAAGAGAGUUGGUGUACGAUGACGUGUUCAUGGUUUGGGAAGCCAUAUGGGCUGCUAGACAUGUAUCAUCGGCAAAUUUUGUCCUCUUCAUUGCUCUUGCCUUAGUAGAAUAUUACCGCGAUAUUAUUUUGGACAAUAACAUGGAUUUCACGGAUAUCAUCAAGUUCUUCAAUGAAAUGGCAGAAAGACACGAUGCUAAAACAGUUCUUCAGACGGCAAGACAUUUAGUGACUCAACUCCAGACUUUAAUUGAGAACAAGUAAAUAUUCCUGGAUUCUAGUGCCAAAAUAGACAAUGCUUCACUUUACA
This is a messenger RNA of Macrobrachium nipponense, 3729 nucleotides long. Its product is annotated as small G protein signaling modulator 1-like. The record is from RefSeq and is a predicted model, not a curated record. Lineage: Eukaryota; Metazoa; Arthropoda; Malacostraca; Decapoda; Palaemonidae. Gene Ontology annotation, biological process: activation of GTPase activity. The transcript has 29 exons. Bases 156 to 3683 code for a protein of 1175 amino acids. Gene Ontology annotation, molecular function: GTPase activator activity.